AACAACCGCGAUGCACCGGGUGGCAGCAGUAGCGGCGGCAACGGGGAGGGCGAGCGGGACCUGUACCGGGACCGGGCCACCUUCGAGUGCAACAUUUGUCUGGACACUGCCAGGGACGCUGUCAUCAGUAUGUGCGGCCACUUGUUCUGCUGGCCCUGUCUCCAUCAAUGGUUGGAGACACGGCCCAAUCAGCAGCAGUGUCCUGUUUGUAAGGCGGGAAUCAGCAGAGAGAAGGUCAUCCCGCUGUACGGCAGAGGGAGCUCCAGCCAAGAGGACCCCAGGUUGAAAACACCACCUCGGCCUCAGGGACAAAGAACAGAGCCAGAAAGUAGAGGCGGGAUGUUCCAGGGCUUCGGGGACACUGGCUUUCACAUGUCUUUUGGCAUCGGUGCUUUCCCCUUCGGCUUCUUCACCACAGUCUUCAACACCAACGAGCCCUUUCACAGAGCAGACCAGUAUGCAGGUGACCACCAAGGAAACGGUAACCACAACAACUGGCAAGACUCCCUCUUCCUGUUUGUGGCCAUCUUCUUCUUUUUCUGGCUGCUGAGUGUGUGACAGAGACCCAACGGGAUUAACGGAUGGAUGAAUCAAUAAACGAGUGGAUCGAUGACUGGGAGGGAGGAGUGCAAAAAACAAAAAAACAAAAAA
Molecule: messenger RNA, 651 nt
Organism: Monopterus albus (swamp eel)
Lineage: Eukaryota; Metazoa; Chordata; Actinopteri; Synbranchiformes; Synbranchidae
Gene: rnf5
Product: ring finger protein 5
Exons: 6
Biological process (GO): ubiquitin-dependent protein catabolic process
Cellular component (GO): endoplasmic reticulum
Molecular function (GO): metal ion binding; ubiquitin protein ligase activity
Source: RefSeq, a predicted model, not a curated record